Messenger RNA from Cavia porcellus (domestic guinea pig), 1245 nucleotides. RefSeq names its product olfactory receptor 5B2-like. The transcript has 4 exons. The coding region runs from base 1 to 1245 and encodes 414 amino acids. NCBI's taxonomy places the organism in Eukaryota, Metazoa, Chordata, Mammalia, Rodentia, Caviidae. Gene Ontology annotation, biological process: sensory perception of smell; G protein-coupled receptor signaling pathway. Gene Ontology annotation, molecular function: odorant binding; olfactory receptor activity; G protein-coupled receptor activity. The record is from RefSeq and is a predicted model, not a curated record. Gene Ontology annotation, cellular component: membrane.
AUGGAGAACAGGACAGAGGUGACAGAGUUCCUGCUGCUGGGACUGACCUCUGACCCGCACCUGCAGCUUCCCCUCUUCAUCACCUUCCUCCUCAUCUACACCAUCACUGUGGCUGGGAACCUGGGGAUGAUCCUGCUCAUCCUCCUGGACUCCCGUCUGCACAGCCCCAUGUACUUUUUCCUGGCAAACCUGUCCUUGGUGGAUUUUUGUUCCUCCUCAGUUGUCACUCCCACAGUCAUAACUGGGCUACUUACAGGAAACAGGGUCAUUUCCUACAAUGCCUGUGCUGCUCAGAUGUUCCUGUUUGCAACCCUCAUUUGUGUGGAAAGCUAUCUGUUUACUGCAAUGGCCUAUGACCGCUAUGUCGCAGUGUGCAAACCCCUGCAUUACACCACCACCAUGACCACAACUGUGUGUGUAGGGCUCAUCCUAGGCUGCUAUACCUGCUCACUCCUGAAUGCCUGCAUCCAAAUUGGCAACAUAUUCAGCCUCUCCUUUUGUAGCUCCAAUGUGGUGCACCACUUUUUCUGUGAUGGUCCACCAGUCAUGGCCUUAUCCUGUUCUGACAAGCACAUUACUGAACUGAUUCUUGUCUACCUUGUGAGCUUUCAUAUCUUUUUUGCCAUCUCGGUUAUCUCAGCUUCUUACAUCCUCAUUUUUAUCACCAUUCUAAGGAUGCACUCAGAUGCAGGACAUCGCAAGGCUCUGUCCACCUGUGCCUCCCACUUCACUGCUGUCUCCAUCUUCUACGGGACUUCGAUGUUCAUGUACCUGCAGCCCACAUCCAGUCACUCCAUGGACACUGAUAAAAUCUCCUCUGUGUUCUACACCAUGGUCAUCCCCAUGCUGAACCCCCUGGUCUACAGCCUGAGAAACAAGGAGGUCAAGAGUGCCUUCUUAAAAAUUCUGAAUAAAUAUUUGUUGAAUCUUUAUUUUGGGUUUAUGAAAAUUUUUGAGACAGUGCAGAAUGCUCCCAUGUGUCCCAGUAAUGAGGGCAACGGUGGCCCUCAAAUGACCAAAGUCCUCAAUCUGAACACUUCAGAAUUACUCACAUGCUGCUUAACUGCUUCUUCCCUAGGACGCAGGAAUGAGAAACUGACCUAUUCUCAGGAGAAAUCUCCAGAGAGCACAGCAUCUCCAUAUUUGUCUCCAGAUCUCCAGGUAGAAGCCUCUGGGAUCCAGAUAAGGCUCAAGGUGACAGCAGUUCAGAAGGGACCCUUUGGCUUGCCUUUGGGACAUCACUGA